Molecule: messenger RNA, 3996 nt
Organism: Pyrenophora tritici-repentis Pt-1C-BFP
Lineage: Eukaryota; Fungi; Ascomycota; Dothideomycetes; Pleosporales; Pleosporaceae
Source: RefSeq, a predicted model, not a curated record
AUGGAGAGUUACACAGUCAGAGUCAUAGCGGAAGGCCGUAGUCAAAGAUUGCUCGUCGUGCUUUCCCCGUCCCAACUCUGCUCAGCCCUGGUCGACAGCGUCAGGUCGCAACUGCCGACUCUUACCACCAGUCUCCAACUCAGCGACACCAAAGAUUAUCAGAUCAGCCUGCAUUUCACAGCGGAAGAUGGGCCAAGAUUGAACAUGGAGGAUCUACUUUCUGAUACCCUACCCGACCCAAGAGAGGUUGUGUACGCAGUCGUUGAUGGCAUCGCUCCUGAGCAGGUUUCUAGCCAAUUGACUCUGACGCACCGGUCCAAAUCCAGUGAAACGACAUUGCGCAUUCGGGUCGUCACUCCGGAGCUGGCUCAGUCCGACAUUAAUGCCAUUGCUCCGCUACCGUCCCGCGUGCCAAUUAGCUACACAUUGAAUCAGCUUAAAGGCCUUGUUGAAGAGCAUCUUGGCAACUCCACAGAAGAUGGUGAAUGCCCUGAUCUAGCGUGCAACUGCAGCCUUGCCCGAAAGAUUGACAGCGACGCUGUUUUAAACGUACAGGACAUCGGGGACUGGGAUGUCCUUCAGAAUGUCAUCAUAGUCCAUUCCAACAACAAUGUCGUCGCGAUCCCGGUCAAGGAUCUUGCACUCAGCACCAUCCAACAGGCAACAAGAGAUCAUCUCCAUGGAAUGAACUUGGACAAUAAAUUCCUCAAUGCCCUCGGGGGCGUUGAGGAUACGAGUGUGCGACAAACUGGAGGAAAGCAAUACAUCAAGGCUCCAGUCAUGGCCUUGUGCUCGAAACAAUGUCGCACUCACCGCCAAGGCCAACAGUUCAGAGAUACGCACAACCCACCGGCAUGGCGAGCCAAAACCAUCGAUAUUCACCUCUCAGAGUGUCCCCUCGAAAUCACCGCACACAAUUCUGAUGUCACACUUGAAGCGGCCAAGCUGGACGAUUGUGCCAUGAACGGGAUACUAGAUAUUUACGCUGUGCAGCGAUGGACACAGGAUCCGACAGAUGGCGUCAAUCAAGGCAAAUCAGGCAUAUUCAGCUAUUCAGCAGCUUGGAAGCAUCCUUUUGAUCAAACUGAUCGCGGCAUAUCUGACCUGCUCUCAACACUACGCGUCUUUAGUGACCUGACUUCUAGUAUCAUUAUGGAUGAUGAACGACAAGAUGCGAUCCUUCACAUGAUAGACCUACUUACGCAUUUCCCUCCAGCAGUCAGGGCAGCAUACAUACUGAUGCGUGGCGAGAACCCUCGGCUUUGUGAGCGGGCUGCUCUGGCACAGUGCCUUUACGAGGCCCUCAAGAAGAUUGUUCCACUACAAAUCAUCAAGUCGGAUCGUAUGCGUUUGUUUGAAGGGUCUCGUAUCCUGUUUGGUCUCAUUCUUGAGAAGGCAAAAAACAUGAAGCUUUCUAAACUUUCUAAGAUUGGAGAUUACUCAAAGCUUCUAUAUCUCAGUAUGCCGGUAUACGACAUGCAGAACAUGACUACGAUGAUGCCGGUACUUUCUCUUCCCGUGCAGACCACGACAGGCCUUGUUGCCAUUGGGUACCAUCACGCAUUCGACGAAGGCGCACUUCUGAAGUGGACCAACAGCCAAAGUUCAGUGAAAGUGUCUAUAGUGGAUCAGAGAUGGAAUCGGGUUGCCACGCUUUCUGGUGGUACCACAAUGCAAGUUGUUGCAUUCAAUGCCGAUGCUGUCCGAUCUGGUCAGCGCUACGCUGAUGGUGCUUAUGGAAGCCACUAUCGAAGCAUGACCACUCCCGACGAGAUCACCGUGAUUUGUGUCGACCUAAGUCGAAGCAUGAAUGAACGGUGUGGUUUCGAGGAUUUUGAGCACAACGAAGAUGCUUUCGCAGAUAUGCAAUCGCAUACAGGGGAAGAUAAAGACAUUUCGGAAGACCUGGAUAAUGAUUCGGAAGAUCCCGCUUUUCCACUACCAGAACCCGGUGAACUGAAAGGUAUGUCUGCUGACGUCUUCACUUCCAUACAGACAUGCGAGAUUAUUUACCACCUGUCAUCCGCUAUUAGAAAGAGCCCACUCUUUUCUCUAUUCAUCGAUUUUCUCGCCAUUGUCGGUUCCGAUAAAAACGACUUUGAUCGCCGCAAGAAUGCGGAAACGGUGUUGCAAAUCCUCAAGCAACUCCAUAAAACGCAGAUUGCAUCCAAACAAAAAGAACUGGAGAGUAGAAGGACCAAUGCGACUCAGUAUACUUACCGCACGGAGAGUGAAAGCUUCCGUCGCGACAUCGGCACGCUGAAGAAUCGAUCUUUGCGCCUUCAGAAGUUUCGAUCUCUCCUGUGUGCUUGGCUGAUCAACUGUGCUGACAGAGAGCUUCGCAAGGUGGUCGGACAAACUGAAGGAGCCCGCCCAAGCUUUCAGAUACCUCCUGAAUAUUGCUGCCACAUCAGUAAUGAGAUCAUGGAAAAUACUGUAAUCACUGUGGAUAACUACACGUAUGAUCGUCGAAACAUUGAGAGAUGGCUCCGGAGCAACGAACGAUCGCCACUCACAGAUCUUAUUUUGACCAGCAAUGAUCUGCGCCCCAACGUACAAAUCAAGGAAAAGAUCACUUCAUACCUCAAUUGCGCGGACAUAAUAUCAGCUCAUCAAAAAUCCAGGGUGCACACCAGGGCAUCGUCUGCUAUGCUCCAUGUGACUUUCCAGACGCCAGACGGGGCACAUUCUUUUGAUCUACCACGUACUCUUCAAUCGAAAGUGCUGUGGGAAAUCGCCUUCCGUUUAACUAAGGGGCGUCAUGAUGGAUACAAGUUACAACACAGGAAUGCCCCCGUUCCGGCUUCAGAACACGCAAUCGAACUCAUCGUGAAUCCCGACCAUGAGAUCUUCAUCAACGAUGUUGUUUCUACCGCAGCGGUGCCAGCCGUUAACCAAAAGACAGAAGAAUUGUGUCUAUAUCGCCAGAAGUUCUCGACUCUGUCUCGUAUACCAUCUCAGGUCCCAUUAAGGUUUUGGACGAAGCUGCGCAACGAGGGUGACGGUUACUGUACAGGAACAAAUUACGAUACACAUUGGAAGACAAUGUACUCUUGCUUCAACCGUGAAUUCUGCACUGGAAUAUUGGAUGAGGAGCCAUGCGUCCACAAAGUACAAAAUGCUCCCAUCAAUGCUAGUCAGCCUCUCGUCUUCAAGCUCUUGCUUGACACGCUUUCGACUCCUUCAAACGAGACCAACCACUUGACGCGCCUGGAUGUCUUGAAACAGAUGUUUGAUGCGUAUAUCAAUCGCGUACUAGCGUACAGCUUCCAACCCCACAUUGGUCUAGUUACAUUCAAUACCAAGACUCAGGUGGCACAAAAGAUUACGAACGCAGUGGAGAACUCCCGCCACAAGCUCAACAAUUUGGCAGCCUAUGGGGACACAGCUAUCUGGGACAGUGUUGCUCUUGCACAGGACCAAAUUCAACAGCACGCUAAACAGUACCCUAAUGCAAAGCUACGAAUCAUUUGCAUCUCAGACGGCGAAGACAAUACAUCCCUGAACACGGUAGAGGAUGUGGCGAAGCGUCUAACGCGUUGUGGUAUUGUUGUAGACUCCUUUUGUCUCGGCAAUACCGGGAACCUGCGAUUGCAGACACUUAGCUCUUUGACUGAGGGAUAUGUUUUUGCGCCCAAGACUCUCGAUGAAGCCAUGGCAAUAUGUGAGCUGGAGCCCGUUCUUUCCCUUCUAGAACGACCACCGUCAAUAAGUCCUGCUAGGUCACGUUAUCACCACAACAGGUUUCGCCAGUACCCCCACUCCAGCAUUUCCACAUUCUCGGGGGCGACCAGUGAAGCCCAGAUACAGCGCGUUACUCCCGACUCUUUCCCCGCUCGUCGAGAAUAUCCCGAGCUCCAGCACAUAUUCGUUGAGCUCGGUCAAUUCGCCAAGCAGGUAUCACGAAACCGUACCAACAACAAUAUUUGGCAGACCAGGAUGCACAUCGAGAUCCACAAUUCGAGCGCCAAUCCACAUCCGCACUACGACAUCUAA